ACAGCUCCAAACUUCACAUUCAGUUGAUAGUUGAACUUUCGUCAUGUCUGGAAGAGGUAAAGGCGGUAAAGGACUCGGAAAAGGAGGCGCCAAGCGUCACCGCAAAGUGUUGCGUGAUAACAUCCAGGGAAUCACCAAACCCGCAAUCCGUCGUCUCGCUCGCCGUGGCGGUGUCAAGCGUAUCUCCGGUCUGAUCUACGAGGAGACUCGCGGUGUGUUGAAGGUGUUUCUAGAGAACGUUAUCCGUGAUGCCGUCACCUACACUGAACACGCCAAGAGAAAGACCGUCACUGCCAUGGACGUUGUGUACGCGCUGAAACGACAGGGACGAACUCUGUACGGAUUCGGAGGAUAAACGACUUGAUUGAGGAGAAAUCCGACAAACCCAACGGCUCUUUUAAGAGCCACACACAAUCUCACAUAAAGAGUAAAUAGCUGUGUCCGAAACCGUCCCCUAUCCACUAUAUAGUUUACUAUAUCGGGUGUCGGCCAUUUUGUAGUGGUGUCCGAAUUCAUUCACUACGUCUCGUUCCCUAUAUCUGUUGACUCAUUCUUGCCCACAAUGCAAUCUGAUUUCGAGGGUCUAUAUGAUGUACAUUCUCUGAUCCCUUUUUCCCAUAAUUCAACGCGGAGACCGCGCGCGGCAGAGUGCAAAAAACAAACAAAUUGCAAAUGGCGGACGCAAACACCGGAGGUGGCAACUUUUAUAUAUAUUUUCUAUUGUUUUAGGGAGGGGUGAAGACGUAACGUGUCUCAUAGUGAGCAGGAUGGCCAAUGGUCAUCUCUUCUCUGGGCGCAGGAACGCAGCCCGGUUUGGAUAGGAAACUGAACUGAAGGAGAUGGGUGCUUGGUGUGGUAACCCCUGCCAAAAAAUUGAAAAAAUAAAAUAAGAACCUACAAGGAGCUAAGGAAGCCACCCACUCUCCUCAAGGACUGCACCAAAUUUGCCAGUUCUUGCUGUGAUAUGUUACUCCACUCUUCCACCAAGGCACUUGCAAUUUCCCGGACAUUUCUGGGGGGAAUGGCCCUAACCCUC
Molecule: messenger RNA, 1036 nt
Organism: Myxocyprinus asiaticus (Chinese sucker)
Lineage: Eukaryota; Metazoa; Chordata; Actinopteri; Cypriniformes; Catostomidae
Product: histone H4
Exons: 4
Coding region: 44-355 (103 amino acids)
Biological process (GO): nucleosome assembly
Cellular component (GO): nucleosome
Molecular function (GO): structural constituent of chromatin; DNA binding; protein heterodimerization activity
Source: RefSeq, a predicted model, not a curated record